AUGACUUUGAGGUGGAAAUUCACAAUGGAGCCGUGGGUGCUAGCCGGGGUGAAGUUGAGGUUGGGUUUGAAUCAAGCAAUAAAGUUGGGACUGAACUUCCGGUUAGGGUGCACGGCGGGGCUUGAUUAUGGGAGUGCUAGUCAGAGUGGAGUUAGUGAGAGUGAUGAUGGACUUUGCUUUGAGAGUGAUGAUAGUGAGAGUGAUGAUCAUGAGAUUGAUUUAUUAACUUGGAUGUGUGAUCAACACAUUCUAUCUAGAGAUGAGGAAGGGAUACAUGAGGUAGAGAUGGUAAGGGAUGCGACAUUUAUUGUUGAUGCGGGACAAGAAGACAUGAAUGAGACUGAAAAUGAUGAGGACAACGAAGCCCAUGAAGAUCUUAGUCCUCCUAACUCUAGAGAUGAGGAGAUAUGUCACCAAACAAGGGCUUUGACUAUUAGAUAUGACCCUGGUUGUGAUCAUAGAGAAUUGCAAUUUCAGUUAGGCAUGAGAUUUGAGUCUCAUACUCAAUUUAAGAGGGCAGUCCGGAAAUAUGCAAUCAUGAACGGCUACAACAUUGGUUGGAAGAAAAGUGAAUUUAAAAAGAUGUAUGCGAAGUGUGUGAGCGGAUGUGAAUGGUCUCUUUAUGGCAGUUGGUUGAACAAAGAGAAAACAUUUGUCAUCAAGACAAUUGGUGAAGACCAUACUUGCCCUAGAAGUAUGAGAAAUAAAAGUGCAUCUUAUGUAUGGCUUGCGGAAGAGUUCUUGCCUAAGAUAAGAACUAAUUUGAAAUAUCUUGCAGCACAAUUGCAGGCGGAUGCAAUGGAGAUGUGGGGACUCACGCUCAACAAAAGAACCUGUUAUAGAGCAAUUGCCAGAGCUCUUAAGAUUAUUAGGGGUCCAUUUGCCGAGCAAUAUAAGUUAUUGGCAUCUUAUAAAGCUCAAUUAAAGCAAUCUAGUAAGAACAGCACAUUUCAUGUUUUACUUAGACACCCACAAAACAUGUUCAAGAGAUUUUAUGUAGGCUUCGAAGGGCUGAAAAUGGGCUGUCUAGAAGGUAGAGGUGAUUGUUGGACCUUCAUUAGUGAUCAACAAAAGGGCCUUAUUAGUGCGGUUUCUUCAUUGGCUCCUUGUCUUGAACAUAGGAAUUGUUCAAGGCACAUUUAUGCAAAUUGGAAAAAACUAUACAAGGGAGAAACAUUUCGAAAUUACUUCUGGAAAGCUGCAUAUGCUACAUACGAGGCUGAAUUCAACAUAGCAAUUAAAGGAAUGAAGGAGGAGUCUGUUGAUGCCUAUGAAGACUUCAUGAGACAAGGGCCAGAGCACUUCUACGGGGCAUUCAUAAAGGCUGGGCGAAAAUGUGAUGCCAUCGAGAACAAUUUGAGUGAGACUUUCAAUGCGUAUAUCUGCAAGCAGAGAGAGAUGCCAAUUGUUGAUAUGUUAGAAGCGAUAAGAACGACUUUGAUGGUAAGAAUGUAUGAGAAAAGCCAGUUGAUGGUGGAUUCCCGAGAUGAAUUGUGUCCAAGAAUUAGGGGAAAGGUAGAGGAAGCAAAGAUGAAGUCCAGGUGUUGUGUUGCCAAACCAUGUAUUGGGGGAAAGUUUGAAGUUGAAGUUGAUAAUGAUCGAUUUGAGGUGGAUUUGAGAGGGAUGACAUGUACUUGUAGGCAAUGGGAUAUCUCGGGAAUACCCUGUAGCCAUGCUAUCUCGUGCAUCAAUUAUAUGAAGCAUGAGAUUAAUCAAUAUGUUGAUGAUUGUUUCAAAAAAGAAGCUUACGAAAGAUGCUACCAAUUUCCAUUGCCGACGUUGAGUGGGAAGAAAAUGUGGCCAUUGUCCAUUGAAGAGCCAAUAUUGCCUCCGCCAUUCGGAAAGCUUCCGGGGAGACCCAAGAAACAACGCAAUAAGCAAGGUGAGAAUAUUGAGAAAAGGACAAGAAAGGGGAAGGCCAUGGUUCAUCCAAAUACUAAUCCAAAUAAAUUGACAAAAGUCGGGGUAAUCAUCUCAUGCUCAAACUGUCAUGACUCGGGACACAAUAAGAGAACAUGCCUCAAGCCUCUAGCACCAACACGCAUUAAACCUCCGGUAAGAAAUAAUGGAGACAAAGAAAACUUACAUAUGGCCCAAGCCUCUAGUAUCAACAUGGCCUCGUGACGAUAAUUACUGUAACUUAUACUUACUUUUCUAUGCGGGGUAAAAAGGGAAGACCAAGAAAACAUCCGAGACCAGCCAUGGUGAAAGGGACAUCUACCGGACAAGGAGAUGCUAUAACACAAGAAUCUGCAAGUCAAACCCACCAUGUCUCAAAUCGGGCUUGUAGAACAUGUGGAACUCAAGAAUCUGCAUGUC
This is a messenger RNA of Rhodamnia argentea, 2319 nucleotides long. RefSeq lists its product as uncharacterized. The transcript has 3 exons. Lineage: Eukaryota; Viridiplantae; Streptophyta; Magnoliopsida; Myrtales; Myrtaceae. The record is from RefSeq and is a predicted model, not a curated record. Bases 1 to 2124 code for a protein of 707 amino acids. Gene Ontology annotation, molecular function: zinc ion binding.